Penicillium mononematosum is the source of this 822-nucleotide messenger RNA. Its product is annotated as autophagy protein 5. The coding region runs from base 1 to 822 and encodes 273 amino acids. The transcript is spliced from 3 exons. Gene Ontology annotation, biological process: C-terminal protein lipidation; autophagosome assembly; cellular response to nitrogen starvation. Gene Ontology annotation, cellular component: Atg12-Atg5-Atg16 complex; cytoplasm; phagophore assembly site membrane. NCBI's taxonomy places the organism in Eukaryota, Fungi, Ascomycota, Eurotiomycetes, Eurotiales, Aspergillaceae. The record is from RefSeq and is a predicted model, not a curated record.
AUGGAGAACCGAGUGUCUCUCGGCUCUAUCCAAAAGGCCGUCUGGGACGGGCGUUUGCCACUGGAGAUUGUUCUAGCUUCAUCAGAAAGUCGAACCUUUGACAAAACGGAUCCAUAUCUUUGGCACUACCCAGUCGGGUUGUUAUUCGACCUCUAUGCAGGGGUAGACCCGGCCUCAAAGACCGCCGCCAGAGAUAACGAGUCUCCUGGUGACGGGUCAUCGCUGCCCUGGCGUCUGAUAGUGCACUUUAGCGAUUGGCCUCCUGACCUUGUUCGGCUUGAUGCUGAUGGAAUGGUCAUGAACGACGCCUUCAUAAACAGUGUGAAAGAGGCGGAUUUCCUACGAAACGGUACAGCCAAAGGCAUCAUGAGUCUCUCAAAAGAAGACUCAUCAGGACUUUGGAAUGCCGUUCAAGAAGUCGAUAUUCUUUCCUUUCAGCGCAUAUCAAAUAUCCUUCUUCCUCAGCUGUCACAACCUUUCCGCAAUGUCCCUAUCCGGAUUUUCUUACCACUCCUACCUGAUGCCGGGUCUUCUUCCCUUAAAGUGGUACAAUCGCCACUUCCUCCUUCAAUACCAGCGUCGAGUAUGCAAUCGAGUCAAAUGCUGAGCUCGCGGAGCGGUUCCACCCUCCAGCCUCAAACUGUCGGGACUGUCUUGCACACCUUGCUGCCAAAUUUAUUUCCCAGUCGGAGAACCCCUGUCCUUGCAAAGCCCGUAUUACACGGUGCUGUGAUACCGAUGUCUGCCCCGAUCGAGGAGGUUGUGAGGAGCUCUGCUUAUGGAGAUGGGUGGGCAUAUAUAGUCGUUCGCAUGAUGGGCUGA